Messenger RNA from Daucus carota subsp. sativus, 678 nucleotides. RefSeq names its product zinc finger protein 5. Gene Ontology annotation, cellular component: nucleus. Gene Ontology annotation, biological process: trichome differentiation; cytokinin-activated signaling pathway; gibberellic acid mediated signaling pathway. Lineage: Eukaryota; Viridiplantae; Streptophyta; Magnoliopsida; Apiales; Apiaceae. The coding region runs from base 1 to 678 and encodes 225 amino acids. The transcript has a single exon. Gene Ontology annotation, molecular function: transcription cis-regulatory region binding; DNA-binding transcription factor activity. The record is from RefSeq and is a predicted model, not a curated record.
AUGAAGCAAAAUAUCUCUAUCCUAUCAUCAACCUGGGAUGAAAAGAAUCAUCACCUAUCUAGUAAAAGCUAUAUCAAGAAGAAGCUUAGAUUAUUCGGUACUGAAGUAGAGUUCUGCAAAUAUAUCCACAGCACACCAGAUGCAGGUCCUGACGGGAGUGCCAAUUCAUCAUCAACAAGUUCAUCCGAAAGGCAGAUGGUCCACGUGGGAAAGUGUGCAACAAGUGAUGAGGGCAAGAAGUUCGAGUGUCAAUACUGUUCUAAGGAAUUCAAUAAUUCACAAGCUCUAGGAGGUCAUCAAAAUGCUCAUAAGAAGGAAAGGAUGAAAAAAAAGAGGUUGCAGCUUGAAGCUAGGAACGCUAGCAUGAGGCGUUACCUUGAACCUUUUCAAAAUAUUUCUUCUUUUGGUUACCAUGGCUCUGCUCCCUUGUUCUACGAUACCUCAUAUAAUGUUCCCACAAUCACUUUCUCUGAUUCAGAUUCCCAUAUUUGCUUCACUCCAUAUGAUCAGAAUUCGGUUUCCAAAUGCUAUUCUGUUCCAGAGAAUCUACCAUAUCAUAAGGAUUUCUGUAAAUUUACUCCUAAUCAUACAGAUCAUUCUGUUGCUAUCCAGUCUCCUCGUUUCUCUACUUCAGAACUGAAUUAUCUCUCUCUGGAUCUUCACCUGGGAUUUAGCUGA